Symbiodinium necroappetens is the source of this 549-nucleotide messenger RNA. NCBI's taxonomy places the organism in Eukaryota, Dinophyceae, Suessiales, Symbiodiniaceae. The record is from the annotation of a GenBank genome assembly.
GCGAAGAAAGGAGGAUUCCUUUGCUGCGUUCGGGCGCAGGAAUCAGGGGACGAGAGUCCGAACCCUACCAACCCUGCAGAGGAUUAUCUUGAGCCGGACACGACGGACCCUGCAGAAGUUCGUUUGCUGCCCCCUGGCCGCUUGCUGCACCUGGCACGACACUGCGGAGCACGACGGGCGUGGUGGAUCCGGCGUGACCACCCUGUGCUGCACCGAAUCCAAGUGCAUCAUGGCCUAGGUCAGGAUCAUUCCGGUGACAGCUACCGAGAAGGCUUGCAGGAGGCUCUCGUAGCAGCCCACGGCAUUCGUCCCGCAAACUGGGCCCCCGUGGACGAAGCCGCGACAUGUGCUUGUUGCAACGCCGACUUCCUUUGGUCUUCGAUGCUCCGCUCCGAGCCGCACAAGCUCGCGGCACGUUGCCGUUGUCACUCCUGUGGCGCCGUGGUUUGUGUGGGUUGCAGCGAGCACAAGCAAGCCUUGCCGCAGGCGUCGGAAUCCUCCGAGAAGUUCGCGUUUGUGACCGCUGCUUUCUCCAGCCGAAGGGCCUGA